CUUGAUAAAUGGCGUUAUUGCGUGUAUUUAGGCUGUCAGAGGGGAGGUGGGGAGUCUCUCUGCUCGGACUCUGCACAGCCUCCUGCCAGACCGAUAGCUGGAGGCAUGCCAGACAUGGAAAGGGGUGGGUCUCCGCAGUUUGAGGAGAUUUCUUGGAGGAAUUUAGUGGGGAUCUAGGGGGCAGAGAGAGAUUUACGAAUUGAUAGGUGGUCGCGUUUUGUUUGGCCGCACGUCUUUGCGCCAGAGGACUCUGGAGCAUUGAGUUUCCUUCUCUUAAAGGAUUAGUCCUCACGAUGGCCACCAAGAGACUAAGGAGGGGUCGCUAUCCUGGCGACACACAGCUGGUGGCUUCAACCGGGAACGCGUCCUGCGAGCAGAGCAGAAUUGUGGCGCACUGACCUCGGCCGCCUUGAAGAGACACUGGCUUUUAGGAGAGAUUUGCCUGGAGUAACCACAGUUUUCUCCUUUAUUUUUUAGUCCUGACUCUCGUUUUUGAAGGUUGAACCCGUCUUUUUUACACCCAUUCAGCUUCCUUUGGGCUACAAGGCUUAGCAAUGACGACUGAAAGCUCUCAGCAGCAGCUGGACCCGCCGCCUCCCCUCAGAUCCAGCCCGGCAUCCAGUGCCAUGCACUCGGCGCUUCAGAGCACACAGACAGUGCUGGAGAGCACAGCUGCGACCGGCAGCAAGGGCAAAAAGUCCAACUCGGGCAUGAGACGCCCCGAAAAGCCGCCUUACUCCUAUAUCGCUCUCAUAGUCAUGGCGAUACAGAGCUCUCCGACCAAAAGGUUAACGCUGAGUGAAAUCUAUCAGUUCCUCCAAGCUCGUUUCCCGUUUUUUAGGGGUUCCUACCAGGGCUGGAAAAAUUCUGUCAGACACAAUUUGUCCCUCAACGAGUGUUUCAUCAAACUUCCCAAAGGCCUCGGGCGGCCGGGCAAAGGCCACUAUUGGACCAUCGACCCUGGGAGCGAGUUCAUGUUCGAGGAGGGCUCUUUUCGACGCAGGCCCCGUGGUUUCCGAAGGAAAUGCCAGGCUCUUAAGCCUAUGUACCGCAUGAUGAACGGCAUCGGCUUCGGCGCUUCGAUGCUGCCCCAAAACUUUGACUUCCAGUCGCCCUCCGCGUCCCUGGCCUGCCAUGCCAACGGCUACAAUCUGGAUAUGAUGAGCAACCCGGUACCUGGCGUCCACGCGGGUUACGAUGGCCUCAGUACAGGCCAUCAUGUCUCGCACAUGUCACCGAGCCCGGGUUCUACAUACAUGACGGCAUGCCAAGUCGCUUCCAACGGCGAGUACGGCCCAGACAGCAGCAACAGUCCGCUCCACUCGCCGCCGGCCAUGAGCGGCUCUUUGGAGUGCCAUUCGCCGUAUGGAGCCGCCUCGGCACAUUGGGCUUCAUCAGGUGUGUCUCCUUACAUUAAACAGCAGCCACUAGCUUCCAGCAGCCCGACUUCCUCUGGAUUACACUCGAGUAUGCCGCCUUAUUCUCUGGAGCAGGGCUAUCUGCAUCACAACGGCAGAGAGUCGGCCGACAUCUCAGGAAUGUCUCGAUACCAAACCCACACAUCGCCAGUCUGUGACAGAAAAGACUUUGUGCUGAACUUCAACGGUAUUACAUCGUUUCAUCCAUCCAGCAGUGGAUCCUACUAUCACCAUCAGCUACAUCAUCACCAAGGAGUCUGUCAAGAUGUAAAGCCAUGCGUUAUGUAAUUUAAACUAUGACAAGCAGAAAAAAAAAAAUCCGAACGUACGGACUGAACUCGCAAAUGACGAGAUUGAGUGCGUUUGAUGCACGGUUAUCUAUGAAGAAUAAAUAAAAUCAAUGGAAGGCGAAGUUGAGCCGCUCAUCUCUCCGUAUUUACUGAGAGAAUCUAUGAAGGAAGAAA
Labeo rohita (rohu) is the source of this 1882-nucleotide messenger RNA. RefSeq names its product forkhead box F2a (gene foxf2a). Gene Ontology annotation, cellular component: nucleus. Gene Ontology annotation, biological process: regulation of transcription by RNA polymerase II; animal organ morphogenesis. The transcript has 2 exons. The coding region runs from base 555 to 1706 and encodes 383 amino acids. Lineage: Eukaryota; Metazoa; Chordata; Actinopteri; Cypriniformes; Cyprinidae. Gene Ontology annotation, molecular function: DNA-binding transcription factor activity, RNA polymerase II-specific; RNA polymerase II cis-regulatory region sequence-specific DNA binding. The record is from RefSeq and is a predicted model, not a curated record.